Messenger RNA from Prunus dulcis (almond), 456 nucleotides. RefSeq names its product meiotic recombination protein dmc1-like. Gene Ontology annotation, molecular function: ATP-dependent activity, acting on DNA; double-stranded DNA binding; single-stranded DNA binding. The transcript has 4 exons. Gene Ontology annotation, cellular component: condensed nuclear chromosome. The record is from RefSeq and is a predicted model, not a curated record. Bases 1 to 456 code for a protein of 151 amino acids. Gene Ontology annotation, biological process: DNA recombinase assembly; mitotic recombination; reciprocal meiotic recombination. Lineage: Eukaryota; Viridiplantae; Streptophyta; Magnoliopsida; Rosales; Rosaceae.
AUGGUGGUGGUGGUGCUGGAGGGUGGUGGCGAUGUCGAUUGUGGUGGCGACGACGACAAUGAUUGUGGUGGUGACAACGACGACGGCGGCGAUGGUUUGGCCGUUGCCAAGGUGCAGCUUUCAUCCGCAGCCAGCCACUUGAUUACAUCCCCAACCCCAGCCUGCCCUCACAUACCACACCCUCUCUCCAAUUUCUCACCACAACUUGAGAAGAUAUUGGAGGUUGAUAUUUCUGUGGUGUCAAAGUUUCCGCGUGGUUUUCUUCUGACAGGAGGAAUCGAUACUGGAUCUAUUAGUGAGAUAUCUGGUGAGUUCCUUUCUUUGGAAAGACCCAGCUGUGUCACUUGCCAACUCCCAUUAGAUCAAGGAGCUGGUGAGGGAAAAGCAGUGUACAUUCAUGCUGAGGGUACAUUCAGGCCACAGAGAAUGCGAAUGGGCAGAGAGAGAGAAAUGUGA